AGGAGAUUAUUACUGAGGGUGGUUAUUGUUACUGAGUGCGGGGAUAGCAAAUUAAGAGUGUAGGGAGGGAGCAUUAUUUCUGAGACAAAAGGGUGAUUAUUAGGGGGCGAGGGGGAUUGUUGCUAAGGGGAUUAUACUGGGGAAAGGAGGAUUAUUACGCGGGGAGAUGGGGAUUAUUACAUGAGGGGAGAGAGGACUUAAUUACUGAGAUGAAAGGGAGAUUUUUACUGAAUGGGAGUAAAUGGGGAUUAUUAUUGAGGGUGGUGGAUUAUUACUGAGGGGAGAGAGAGGGUAAUUACUGAGCAGGAAAGGGGAAAUAUAUAUACUGAGGAGAUGGGGAAUUUUUUUUCCGUGGGGGUUUAUUAUUGGUGGAUUAUUAUUGAGGUGAUGGUGAAUUAUUACUGAGGGGGAACUGCUGUUGGGAGGGGAGAGUUAUUGUUGAUGGGAGUGUGAUUAUUUUUCUGGAAGGGUUCAGGGAGGUUAUGACUGAGGAGAGAGGCAUUGAAGUGGGAGAGGACCACAUUCACCAAGGGAGCAACAAGGAUUGGAGACAGUGGGAGAGUGCACCCUUAUCUGUUGUAUUCUGCUGAUCUCGUACAAUGGUGGAUAUAACGGCAGCUGAUGGAUAUGAACUUGUAGAGCAAGUAAGCAAGGAAGAAGUCCAAUUCCUCAUUACUGUUUGUGUAUCAAAACAGCUAUCAGAGUCACAACUGGCAACCUACGUAAUAGUGAUAAAGUGUAGUUCUGAUGAAUUUGUGAUAAGCCCUGUUCAGCAUCAAAAUAUUUAAGAAGCACAUGGAUCUUUGAUGUUUGAAAUGAAGAUGUUUAUUGUAGAAUUUUCUCCUCUUCUUCCCUGAGAUCUCUGAGUAAACGCUGUUCUUUCUCCGUGAGAAUCUGAUGCAUUUUAGUGAACUCGGAUGUGAUGUGGGUCUGCAGACUGCUUGACUGUUCCUAUCAAAUGAAAUGUGAAACAUAAUUAACGUCCCGCGGUAAAGGGAACAAAACUAACCAAGAUCACAGUAAAUCAGUACAGGGAGACCUUACUCUAACUUCGGAAAUCAAUUGCUUCUGUCGCUGCUUGGUGUCAAGCGCCGAGGCCCAUCUCUGUGUGGCUGAAUUUAAGGAUAUUUUCAGUUCUUCCUAGAAUUUAAACAAUCAAAUGAAUCAGAUGUUGGCACACAUGGACAAUGGGAUAAAGAAUUCUUCACUCAGAGAAUUAUUCAACCAGAGGAUCCUUUGCCACAAUGGGCGUCUGAGGUCAAUACACACUGAAGAAUGACAACUGGGUGAAGUUUGAAACGCAUGAAGACAACAGGGCUAUUGAGAGGCGGCUGUGAGAAUAGAUUCAGCCUUCUCCAGUGACGAGUGGAUACGCACAGACACAUGCAGUCAGCAGAAUGGCCUCUCUGUGCACAGCUCCGUGGGAGGUUCAAACUACUUGACGCUUCUUUCAUUAACGUAACAAAUGUAAAUAUAAUUUUGACAGGUCAAGAAGCUGUGAUGUUUCACCCUCGAGCAAUGAGGGAAGAUUUAACAAAGGAGUUCAACGUUUUGAAGGCUUUUGAUACAGUUAACAAGGAGAAUCACGUUCCUUUCAUUUGACCAGCACUAAACAGAAAGAUACCUGAUUUAAGGCAAUUCUCAAAGAGCCAAUGCUAUUACUUCUGAUACCGCCACUGGGAACUGCGGAUGCAGAGUUGAGAGUUGUGGACGCAGAAGGAGUGGAUGUACAGUGAAGCAGGAACCGCUGGCGCCGAAUAUGGCUUCGGGCCAUACCACCCUGAGGUUGGAAGAUGAGCUGAACUGCCCCCUUUGCCUUCAGCUCUUAUCGGAUCCGGUUAUAUUGGACUGCGGCCACGAUUUCUGCCGGCAGUGCAUCAUGAAGCACUGGGACAAUGCGAGCCAAGCGGCCUGCCCGGAAUGCGGGCAGGUCUUCCAGGACAGGGCCUUGAAGUCCAAUCGCGCGCUGGGGAAGCUGGUCAAAAAGAGUCGGAACCACUCGCUGAAUCUGGAACUGAGGGGUAACAAACCCUACUGCAUCGAACACGAGGAGGAGCUGAAGCUGUUUUGUGAAACUGACAAGAAAUUGAUCUGUGUGAUGUGCCUGGAUAGGAGAGACGGACGGAGCCACAAAGCCCACAACUUCAUGUUGAUCAACGAAGCGGUUGAGAUUUACAAGGAGAAAAUGAAGGUGAGCCUGAAUACCCUGAAACAGAAGAAGUCCUAUUACCAAGAGUUCGAAUUUAAACAACAGGAAAAGAUCACAGAGAUCAAGGACCAAUCGAAUAAGCUGCAGUCCCAUAUCACAACCGAGUUUUCUAAAAUGCGCAGCGUCCUGGACGAAAAGCAGCAGAAUUUGUUCAUUGACCUCACGGCGCAGGAAGGCGACGUCUUAAGCAGGAUGGAGACAAACCUUCGGAAAAUCCAAGACAAUUUAAACCGCACUCAGCAAAUGCUAUCAAACGUGCAGAAACGAUUAGAAUAUCAAGACGUCUACACCAUGCUGAAGGAACCUCCGCUGGACGAGAAGAGUGCUGAAGACGAUUAUCAGCCUACCAUAGCAGAAGGCAAUCUGCCUAUCGGGAUAUUCCAAGGUCCAGUCCAGUAUAGAGUUUGGAAACAAGUAAUUGACGUAAUAAGCCCUGAUUAUAAAUAUGCAGGCUGCUCUGAACCAGCCAGUAGCCCUACUUCCCGAACUGAUGCGAGCGAAGACACGCCAAGGAAACGCUCCUUUAAAAAUAGCACCGAAGAGAAUAAAAGAAAAUUUCCAACCUAUCUGACUCUGAAUGCGAACACUGCUCACCCCCGACUCCUCCUGUCCGAAGACCUGACCGUCGUGACCUAUGGAGACGUGAAGCAGGAGGUCAAGGACAACCCAGAGAGGUUCGACACCUGCGUCUGUGUCCUGGGCUCCGAGGCGUUCACCUCCGGGAAGCACUACUGGGAGGUCCAAGUGGGCUCCAAAACUGAGUGGGAUUUGGGCGUGGUCAAGGAGUCCAUCAGCCGGAAGGGCCACACCACAGCGACACCGGAAUCCGGCUACUGGAUUGUGUGGCUGAGAAAUGGGAACGAGUACAAGGCGACCACCGUGCCUCGAACGCGCUUGAACGUGCCUAAGAAGCCUAGAGCCAUCGGGGUGUACCUGGACUAUGAGGGCGGGCAGGUAUCGUUUUACAACGUGGACAACAUGUCCCAUCUCUACACUUUCAUUGACACUUUCAGCGAGAGACUCUUCCCUUACUUCAGUCCCGGUAUCAAUGACGACGGAGAAAACGCAGAACCCCUCAGAAUCCUCCCAGUCAGGUGUCACGAGGAAGUACUAACUGAGCAGCUGUCUUUCUCCACCAUCCUCUUUUUCUUAUGUUUGCACCAGCGCAUCAAUCUUCAUGAAAAUGUAAGUUCCCACAACGAGAAAAACACUGUUAAAGAUACUCGGGGACACAAGACAAAUUAUACCAAUGUGAAAAAAGAAUUAAGAACUUGGGCUAAACGUUUGACCCAAGCUGUUAAGUUCACAGCUGUGCUGUUGGUGAGGCUUCAGAUCUGUCUACCUCAAUACCUCAGGCCCACUGAAGUCAUCAAGCUCUUUGCAGAGGUGCAGGCAGUUCACGAAGAGAUUCAUCCCACUACUUUUACAUGCACAUUCUCUUUCAUUCAAGCUACCUUGGCAUGUCACAAAGAGUUGAAACAUCAACAUGAAGUUGUGGGAUUUGUGGCUCCGACCGUCCCUCCUAUCGAGACACAUCACACAGAUCAAUUUCUUGUCAGUUUCACAAAAGAGCUUCAGUUCCUCCUGGUGCUCAUCGCAGAACGGGUGGAAGGCUUUGCUGGAAUCCACAUGCUUUAUGUUCAAGCUUCGAAUUUUGUUGGACAGGACUCCCAGAGCACGAAAUCGUGGCCGCAUUCUAGCAUAACCGGAUCGAUGAAGAUGUCGAGGCAAAUGGGGCAAUUCAGCUCAUCGCCCAAGCUUAGGCUUGAAGAUUUGGAAGCCAUGGCCGGCUUCACUUCUUCCUGCCUCAAACUGCAUUCACCUUCACUUUUUGUUGUUCGCUUGUGUCGCCCGCCGCUCUCCGCGGCGGUAUCAGAAGUAAUAAAGCGCCUGGCCAAGGAGAUUGAAGCUUUCAGUGAGAUUACCAGAGGAAGAGCUGCACCUGAUCUCGCGAUUUCUGAGGUGGCAUCCGCGUCCGUCGCUAUUGAUGGCUUUCAGAAGGUGCUGAAUGCCCUCCCCUGCCUUGCUCGGUGUGCACAUUAUGUGCAACUCAGCAUGGUCGACGUCAUCUCCCAGGGCUGGCUGCGAACGCCUGAGGAGCUGGGAGUGGAGCUCUCCCGAAGUUUGGGAGCUGAAUUCGAGUGCCCCAUUUGCGGGAAAAUCGUUACGGACGCGGUACCGCUGCAGUGCGGUCAUACCUUCUGCCGCGACUGCGCCCCGCCGCCCCGCCAAAGUGACGGGCUCUCUUUCUGCCCCAAAUGUAAGCGAAGGAAGCAGCAGGUCUACGAACCUUUGGAAGCCACCGAUCCCCAAGAGAAUAGGAAAGGGAAAAAAGGAAGCCGCCCCUUUUGCGAGGAACACCAGGAGGAGGUGAAGUUGUUUUGCGAGACAGAGCGGAAAUUGAUCUGUGUGAAUUGCCUGGAUAGGAGGGAUGAGAAGAGCCACACGGCUCAUAAUUUUAUGCUGCUAAACGAAGCUGUCGACAUGUACAAGGAAAAAAUCAACACAAUCUUAUUCUCCCUGAAGCAGAGGAAAACCUCGUAUCAAGAUUUUGAACUUAAACAACAAGAGAGCAUCUCUGAAAUCAAGGAACAGUCAAAUAAAUUGCAGAUCCUCAUAGACUCUGAAUUUUCGAAGUUGCGCAUCCUAUUGGACGAAAAGGAGCGGAACCUGGUCAAAGAACUAAAUGCGGAAAAGGAUGAUAUUUUGGGCAGAAUGGAAACCAAUCUCCGUGAAAUCCAAGGCAUUUCGCAAAACGCUCAGCAAAAGCUAUCGAAUAUCGAGAGGCAAUUGAGCAUGGAUGACGGAGUCACUUUACUCAUGUGCCUUGGUCUUCUGCAUUGCGUAUUAGUGCUCAAUCUUAUCAAAUGGUUGAACCGGCUUGACGGGUUGAAUGGUCCGCUCAUGCUAUUCCUAUCUUUGCACAAUCUGGAGGAGGAUGCGCCCGAGGAGCAGAGGUAUGGCGUCUUUCCAAAAGCUAUGUCAUCUGGCAAUAAUGAGUAUAAGGGUAAAUGUCCAAUGGGCUCAGGAAGACUCCAAUUGGAAGGAUGCCAAGACUUCGGAGAGGAUAAAAAGAAGGCUCACCAGGAUGAUAUCAGAGACGGGGUGGAGCAGGUGGAACAAGAGGCGAAGGAACUGAGGGAAUGGGUUGGAACCCUUACAAGGAGCGGGAUCAAAAAGCGCUCGGUGUUUGACGUGCCCAUGGCUUCCGUGCAACAGGCAGAGAGUUUGACCGAGGAGGCAAUUUGCCCCGUUUGCCUUGAUUUCUUCGCCGAUCCGGUAAUACUGGAUUGUGGACACAACUUCUGCCGCUCCUGUAUCACCCAGUCUUGGGAAAAGAAGGAGAUAAACUCCUGCCCAGUGUGUAGAGAGGAGUUUCCGGAAAGAAACCUCAGGGUAAAUCGAGCCUUAGCGAAUCUGGCCGAGAAAGCUCGAAAAUUAAAGCUGGAUCCGAAAGAGAAGGAAAGUAAACUUCACUGUGAGAAACAUCAGGAAGAACUGAAGCUGUUUUGUGAAACUGACAAGAAAUUGAUCUGUGUGAUUUGUAGAGAUUCGCGGGAACACAGAGAGCACCGCUUCCUGCCGAUUGCAGAAGCUGUUGAAAUUUACAAGGCCCAGGUGAAAUCUUCCUUAGAUUCUCUCACAGAGAAGAAAUCGGCGGUUCUAGAAACGGAACAAAAACAGAAACGGAAAAUUUCCGAAGUUAUGGAACAGUCGAGCAGUUUGCAGACCCACAUCACAUCCGAGUUCACUAAAAUGCACCAGAUUCUCACUGAGAAAGAACAGCGUUUACUCAGAGAUCUCAGGGAAGAAUCGGAGAGGAUUCUAGAAACAAUGGAGAAAAGCCUUCAAGAGAUUGAGGAGAAUUUAAAUUCUAUUGAGGAGAGCGUCUCAAAGCUGCGCAAACAGAUGGAGCAAAAAGACCAGUUGACAUUUCUGAAGGAGGAAGCUCGUCAGAAGAGAAGGGUGAGUGGGGACGAUCAGCUAUUGUCAAUAGCAGAUGCCACCCUGUCCAUAGGAAAAUUCAAAGGCCCUUUACAGUACAGAAUGUGGAGAGAAAUGAUAGACGCCAUUAAUCCUGCUCCAGCCUCUCUGACUCUGGACCCGAACACAGCGAAUCCCUGGCUCCUCCUGUCUGAGGACCGGACCAGUGUGAGUCUCGGAGACAAAACGCAGCGGCUCCCUGACACCCCGGAGAGGUUUGAUUACUGGUUCUGCGUCCUGGGAUCGGAGGGAUUCACAUCAGGGAGACAUUACUGGGAGGUGAAGGUUGGGGAGAAGACUCAAUGGGAGCUCGGAGUGACGCUGGAGUCCGCCGACAGGAAAUUGAUGUUGGCCCCGAACCCCGAGAGCGGGUAUUGGCCCGUGUGGCUGGAACCCGAAAAAGGUUACUUUGCUGCUAACUCCCAUUCGAAAACGCCUCUCACUCCGACCGAGAAUCCCCGGAAGAUCGGGGUUUUCCUGGACUAUGAGGGUGGACAGGUGUCAUUUUACAAUGCGGACAACAUGUCCCAUCUCCACACUUUCACCCACUCUUUCACUGAGAGAAUCUUCCCCUUUUUCGAUCCGGGACUGAACGAGGACGGGUCAAACUCUGCGCCGCUGACGAUCUGCGGGGCUAAAGUUGGUGACUGGGAUCUUGAUGGCCAGAAAAUGAUGAUACAGUCAGGGAAUGGAUUCAGGCUUGUCUGCAUUAGCUACCUCUGUAACUCUUGCCAAUUCUCCUGCAUCAAAAGCCAUGCUAAGCUUUGUUUCCAUGCUUCAUCAGGCUUAAUGACUUGAGUUUGGACAUCGCAUGAUCAUGGUAUGGAAAUGUUGCACCAUGGAGGAUGUAAGGCUCCCAGCGGGUUUUCUCCAACUGGGCGCAACAACUAUUGCAGGCCGUUGGAGGCAGCAGUUCAUCUGAAGUUUUAUUAGUUAUUUUGAUGGAGGGUUGAAGAUGGGAUGCCAAUCAGGAAAACACUGGAACUGUGGAGACUGGGGUUGAAAACAUCAUACAGGAGCUUUUCAGCAUCAGAUGGAAAAAAUUUGUAUUGAAGAUAACGAGAUUUUUACGCACUCAAAUUCCAUUCAUUUAGACACAUGUAUUAGGGAUUGCAGUAGGCAACAUUUGCUCAGAAGGGCAGUUCGAGGUUUAAUUGGUCAGCAAGGUUGCAAACUGUCUAGAAAAGUCUAAGACAGUGGAUGAGGAGAGGUUGAAAUUUUGGUAAAGGUCAAACGUUUGUAACAGGUUCCGAAUCUCAUUAGAACAGUGAUUACGUUUCAAAAUAUUUCAUUGGCUAUAAAAAGCUUUGUGGCAUUUUGUGUUGGUGAAAUGUCUAAAUAUAAGUCCUUUCUUUUA
Carcharodon carcharias (great white shark) is the source of this 7550-nucleotide messenger RNA. RefSeq lists its product as uncharacterized. The transcript has 37 exons. The record is from RefSeq and is a predicted model, not a curated record. Gene Ontology annotation, biological process: protein ubiquitination. Gene Ontology annotation, molecular function: zinc ion binding; protein binding; ubiquitin-protein transferase activity. Lineage: Eukaryota; Metazoa; Chordata; Chondrichthyes; Lamniformes; Lamnidae. Bases 1760 to 6991 code for a protein of 1743 amino acids.